Messenger RNA from Cylindrotheca closterium, 390 nucleotides. NCBI's taxonomy places the organism in Eukaryota, Bacillariophyta, Bacillariophyceae, Bacillariales, Bacillariaceae. The record is from the annotation of a GenBank genome assembly.
AUGGACCCCAUUCGUCAAAGGCGGACCCAAUUGUUGAUGAUUGGCCCUUCCCAUAAUCCUACCACUGAAUCGCUUGAACUUGUACCUGAGGCUCCAGCCGCUUCCCCAAAUUGCACACCAACAGCGGCACCAUCCAAAAAGCAGGUUCUGGAUCCACCAAGCCCGAAAGACCUUGCUGCCAUUAGGAACAACCAGACCAUUCCGGGAGACAACACAUUAUCUAAGGGCAACUGGAAUGCCAACAUUUUGAUCAAUGUCAAGGGUGAUUCUGGACUGACUCCCUUGUUGGAUUCAAUUCAAGAGCUCUUGCUUCCGGCCUUGGCUGGUUGCACUAAUGGCGAUCAGCGAAAGCUCAUCGUAUUGGCACAACCAGAACCUCGAAAGAAAUAG